Molecule: messenger RNA, 774 nt
Organism: Nezara viridula (southern green stink bug)
Lineage: Eukaryota; Metazoa; Arthropoda; Insecta; Hemiptera; Pentatomidae
Source: the annotation of a GenBank genome assembly
AUGUCAAAUCAGGUUCCUGCUAUAUCCCUGGCCUAUGAAGAAGCAGAAAGUGAUAUCAUGAAGCGGCAACCUCGCAAUCCGUUCACUGAUAAACUCGUAAAUGAAAGGCUCAUUUCCAUGGCUUAUGGUCAGAUUGGCAUGAUACAAGCUGCUGCAGGAUUCUUUGUUUAUUUUGUAAUAAUGGCUGAGAAUGGUUUUCUACCUAUGAAAUUGUUUGGAAUCAGAAAACAGUGGGAUUCAAAAGCUGUAAAUGACCUAACUGAUUCAUAUGGGCAAGAAUGGACUUACCGUGAUAGAAAAGCUUUGGAAUACACAUGUCAUACUGCUUUCUUUGUUUCAAUUGUAGUAGUACAGUGGGCGGAUUUAAUAAUCUGUAAAACCAGGAGAAAUUCUAUACUUCAUCAGGGAAUGAGGAAUUGGGCAUUAAAUUUUGGCAUUGUUUUUGAAACUGCUCUUGCAGCAUUUCUGUCAUACACUCCUGGAAUGGACAAAGGUCUUCGAAUGUAUCCCUUGAAUACGAAGGAUCCCGUCAGCCCGGGAUCACGGUCCUGUCAGAGAGGUGCCAGGAACCUACCCUGGGAGGAUUUCUCCUUCCAGGGCUCCUUUUCUCUCACUUGUUCACCGACUCAGUCCUCUACAGGGAUUGGUUACCAACCAGACUUGGACUGGGUCGCUCGGCUUUUGCAGUGCCUACCAUGUGCAGGUGAGAGUAGAGUUGGGGAGGAGAGGCUGUUUCCUCUUCUGACUAUGUAUGACGUAUCACUCCCCCUAUGA